Molecule: messenger RNA, 2013 nt
Organism: Diachasma alloeum
Lineage: Eukaryota; Metazoa; Arthropoda; Insecta; Hymenoptera; Braconidae
Product: KICSTOR complex protein C12orf66
Exons: 8
Coding region: 267-1553 (428 amino acids)
Biological process (GO): cellular response to glucose starvation; negative regulation of TORC1 signaling; cellular response to amino acid starvation
Cellular component (GO): KICSTOR complex
Source: RefSeq, a predicted model, not a curated record
UGUUUUCCAUUUCCCCCCCAAUAUAUUACGUGAAACCUUAACCUAUAUCUUUUGAAAAUACUAUAUAUAUAAUAUACACGAUCGUGCUCCCCCUACCACUGAAAUCGAGGUUACGUUAUUAAUUUUUGACAAAAAAAAAAACAAGUGUAUUUACAUCAGCGAUGGAGCUUCAAGGUUUUUGUAUUAGAGAUGAGAGGCUCCAAAAAAGUUUCGCAUAAUGUAGGGGAAUGUGAUAUCAAGUGAUAGAAUUAGAAAAAUAAUUGAGAAUGGAUCAUGAGGAGGAAUUUUUAAACACUUUCUUCACGCAAGUGACCCAGCUGUGCUUCGAGAAGGCCAAAGAGUCCGUGGAGAAAGAGAGAGAAUCAUGUCGACUGACUCAGAUGGGGCCCUGGGGAAUGCUGCUCAUGCAUCUUCCACAAGUGGUCGUUGCUGAACGUUCCUACGCGGAUUUGGGAUUUCUGCACACAAAGAAUAAGGGAUUCCUACGUAAAGAUACCUCAUUGAAGCCCACUUAUGAAUGCCUAAAGGGAGACCUAAGAAGGGUUGAGGAGAUGACAAGGGGGACCAACACAAUCGGAGCUACUGUUGCUGAAGUGUCUAAUCAACUAUGUCAGUUUAUCAGCGCUAGGAUACAAUUGAUAGAAUUUUAUGAAAAGAUGUAUAAUAUGAGCCUGGCAAAUAAAUCCAUGAACCAUCAGGAAUUAUUGAGAAUUAUUGAAGGAAUUGUCGACACACAUUCGCUAUCUUGCUCUCACAUGGCUUUGACUGCGAUUAAAGCUGCGCUGACAUUAGAAUGUGAAAUUCUGGUACAAUUAACAAGAGCACAAGUCGAAGUUAGAAACUGGAGAUUUUUAUCUAGUUUAAUGGCAUUAUAUGGCGCACAAGCGAGAAUGACCGCUUGGGAGCGAACACUCCAGAGUAAAGAAUCGUGGAAAUUGGGAUUCGGUGCAACGUUUCUCAAAGCCAAUCAACAGCCAGCCCUCUAUCAGUGGCUCGUAAAAUUGAAAUCUGCCAUUCUAGCAAAAUGCUCUCUAUACUUUCAUACGACAUUGAGCCAACAGGCAACCCAGGGAGAGAUGAGAAAUAUCAUGAGCAAACAGAAUCUGGAUUAUUAUCACAAAAUCCAAACAUUUCAAAGGAAAUGGGACGUUUUGGCUGUUUUAAUUAUGUUCGAUGCACGGGGAGCUGAGGAUUCAGGGCCGGGAUAUCGUCAUCCUGAUAGAGAGCCUGAUACUUGUGAAGAAUUUCCCAUUGUCGUUGGAUGUCCAAGUAUAUUGGUACAAAAACCUUCAAUCCACUGGGACACAAUUAGACAAGCAAUAAAAGAACGUCAGGCUGAGCUCCUCAACAUGGACAAAAUAUUCUAUAUAAAACACAGUAAAGAUCCAAUAACUUAUGCAAUGUCAAACAUAGAUCCACGAAUGACCUUGAUAACAGUAUACGAAAGUGGAAAGCAAAAAGACAAGGAUCCCCACGUCGUAACAUUCAUGAAUGACUUAUGCAUUCACUUGAAAUGCAAUAAAAUUUACGAAAGUUUGAAACUCUCCAAGUAAUAACUAGCAUCAAUCGAUCUCACUUCUUGUAGUAGAGGUAAUUUAUUUUUGUACAUUGAUAAUUGUAAAUCACAAGAUAAAUUGAGGUACGUGAAUGGAUAAAAAUUAAAUUUAAAAUUUACGUAACAAUCAGGUUAUUUUCUUUUUAAAAUCAAUGCGUCAAUAAUUAACUAUUAAAUCUUGGUUUUCAAUAAAUAGGACUAGGCCAUCAAUUGUAAUUAAUUGUAUUUAAAGGAUGAGAGAAAAAUGUUGAGGAUGGGGCAAUUGUUCGAGGCGAAUGAAACUGAUGAUAAAGUCAAAAAAAAAUUGCCUAGUUUAUUUUGUGAAUAUUUUUUAAAUAAAGCCAUUGGAAGGAAAAUGUAACAAGACAUUUUUUGUAGAGAACUUCAAGAGCUAUGAAAAAGUUUCGUAGUAUUUUUCUCUAAACAUCUUUUAUUCAAGAAAUAUUUUCAAAAUUUUA